Messenger RNA from Fulvia fulva, 591 nucleotides. RefSeq lists its product as uncharacterized. The coding region runs from base 1 to 591 and encodes 196 amino acids. Lineage: Eukaryota; Fungi; Ascomycota; Dothideomycetes; Mycosphaerellales; Mycosphaerellaceae. The transcript is spliced from 2 exons. The record is from RefSeq and is a predicted model, not a curated record.
AUGCUACGAGUAUUCGCCAGAACAGGAUUUUCAACGAUUAGCAGAAGAACCAUGACUUCCAUCACAGGACGCCAGCCGAGCGCUGGAGAGCAGACCAUCAUCGACGAGGUCUUAUCGCUGUACCAGCUCAAACCGACAGACAAGUCGUACUCCCACUACCGCAGCGAUGCCGUCUUCCACGACCCAGUCUCCAUCGCGAAGGGCCUAGAGAGCAUCAAGUCCCAGUUCAACGGCAUGCCCAAGCUCUUCUCCGAGUCCACGACCCAGAAGUGCGAAGUCAUGGAUCCCUCGACUGCCACCGAGCAGAGCGCAAAAGCCAGCACACACCACGGCGAAGGUGGGAACAUUGUGCUAAACCUGACACAACACUACGUCUUCAAGGGCGACAAGACGCCGGAGAAGACUUUGAACAGCAAGAUCACUCUCAAGCUUGAUCACGAGGGCAUGAUCCAGCAUCAUGAAGAAGAGUGGGACCACCAGCCGAAUAAGACCGGUGAUGAUGGAUUUGUGGGCAAGCUCCAGGAGUGGAGGAAGAAGGCUGAUGCGAAGCUGGUUGAGGCUGGCGUGACCAGCGAUCCGAAGAAGGUAUAA